UUAAACUAUAUUGCUGUGAGCUUUACCAGGUCGCAGUAACGCUAGUGCAGUGUUAUUUUUCCCAAAUCUAGUUUCCAUUAGCCGCACAUUAUCCAUUUCCUUACAUUUUAUCCCCAACCAGAAGUACAAGUGACGCUAACCUUAGCUCCGCAGCCAACAUGGCUGAAUUCGGGGGUAAUGAGCAUCAUCAGAAUGAGGUGAUCAACUACAUGCGCUUUGCUCGAUCCAAACGCUUGUUGCGGCUCAAAACUGUGGAUUCCUGCUUUGAAGAACUCAAAGACAGCAGGUUGGUGGAGGAGACGUUCACAGCCGACGAGGUGCGCGAUAUGCUGGACGGGCUGCACGCGGUGGUGCGCGGCGAGGUGGAGAUGGAACUCAUCAACACGGCGCACACCAACGUCCUGCUACUGCGCCAGCUCUUCUUCCAGGCCGAAAAGUACUACCUGCGCCUGCAGACAGAUAUCUCCGAGCUGGAGAACAGGGAGCUCCUCGAGCAAGUAGCAGAAUUUGAGAAGACUGAUUUUAAAGUCUCUGAUAAGAUGAACCAGGACGCCAGCAAACCUAAACUGGCGCCGCUCAAUGAGGCCGGAGUUUCUGAACUCCUCAACAAGGAGAUCGCAAAGCUACAGGAGGAGAAUGAGAACCUGAAAGCCAAACUGCGCACUUUAGAAUCGCAGGCAAUGAACGUACUGGACGAGAAGACCAAAGUCCAGAAAGCCCUUCAAGAUCUCCAGAAGGUGCAAGGUGACAAGCAGCUGACGGCUCACUCCAAGGAAAUCAGCUGUCUGGAGGACACGGUGGCGGCCCUCAAGGAGGACUACGAGCGCUCGCUGACUGUCAGCGCCGCCUCCCAGAAGGACCUGCAGGAGAAUUUGGUCUCGGCCAAGCACGAACUCCUGCGAGUGCAAGAGCAGCUGGCCAUGGCCGAGAAGGAGCUGGACAAGAAGUUCCAGCAAACGGCGGCCUAUCGCAACAUGAAGGAGAUCCUGGCAAAGAAAAACGAGCAGAUCAAGGAAAUUAGAAAACGACUGCAGAAAUACGAGCCUAACGAAUGAGUCCCCAACGUCAUCGGCUGGAAGGGAAGUUCGGCGCGAAAGACGGAAGCAGAACGUUUUAGGAUGACCAAGCCUUCCAUCCUGACGCAAGCAGAAUAAAGCAGCUUUUUUUUCUUCUUUUUUUGGGGGGGAGGGGGGUGUCAGAACUUGUUUAUUCAUGCCCAAUCUGACGUUUUUUUUUUCUCUGUUGUCGGCUUCUCUUUUUGGAUGGGAUGAUCAGAAGCUUCUUGAGCUGGAUUAAGUACUCGUUUCUUAGGGGUUCAAUGAAACUACGAACAUGCCUCUCCCGCUAAAAGGUUGACAUUGAAUUGCACUUUGAGAAUUAAAAAAACAAAACAAAAAAAUUGGCCCUGAAAGCCACAA
Hippocampus comes (tiger tail seahorse) is the source of this 1418-nucleotide messenger RNA. It is a transcript of the gene lztfl1, whose product is annotated as leucine zipper transcription factor-like 1. Bases 159 to 1055 code for a protein of 298 amino acids. NCBI's taxonomy places the organism in Eukaryota, Metazoa, Chordata, Actinopteri, Syngnathiformes, Syngnathidae. Gene Ontology annotation, cellular component: cytoplasm. The transcript has 10 exons. Gene Ontology annotation, biological process: negative regulation of protein localization to cilium. The record is from RefSeq and is a predicted model, not a curated record.